This is a messenger RNA of Solanum lycopersicum (tomato), 1840 nucleotides long. The record is from RefSeq and is a predicted model, not a curated record. NCBI's taxonomy places the organism in Eukaryota, Viridiplantae, Streptophyta, Magnoliopsida, Solanales, Solanaceae.
GUCCAAAAAGGAAGUGUGUCAAAACGGAAGAUCCGAACAACCCACCUCUUUCUUCUCUCUCCUGCUAUAAACUAGUGGAGUUUAGUACUAUUCCAUAUCUUGUCUCUCUCUGCAGAAUCAGUAAAAACAAUACACUACAACACUCCAAACAGAGAAACAAAGAAUCCCUUUCUUGUUUUGUUCAUAGCUUUUUUGAUUUUUCAUUUUGUAGCUGAUGAUGCUCUGUUUUUUGUAGUAGCAAAAAUGGUUGUCAUUUAGAGAGUAUCAGAAUACCAAAAAGGGUAGGAGGAGAAGAGAAAAAGGAGCGUUCUUUGUUAUAAUCAUGGCUGUGGUUGAGAAUGCUGCUAUUAACGUUGUUGUUUCAUCGAAUCCCAGAAGAAUUGUACAGAAGGAUGUUGUUGUUGAUCAUCAGUCAGUGAAAACGAAACAGAACAAUGAUGUGCAGAGGUCGAAGGUUUCCAGCGAUCAGAAUUUUGAAAUUAUGUCUGUUAAUCAGCAGGAGCAGGAAGAACCCCAGAAGGAGAAUGGAAUUCAGCAGAAAGAGGAAAGCGUGAAUGGUAAUGGAGUAUUGGAUAGUCAUAGUAUUCAGCAUCAGAAAAUGAACGGUGUUGAUGGUGGUGAUGAAGGGUUUAAGAAGGAGAUGAGGGAUUUGGAGGAAAUGCUUUCCAAAUUGAAUCCCAUGGCUGAAGAGUUUGUGCCUCUUUCAAUGGCUAACAACAACAUGCUAGUGCCAUAUACACCCGGCGCAGUGUAUUUUGGCUUUGAUGCUAACAAUUUUCUAAUGCAGACUGAGGCCAAUGGAAAUUCCAACAGAAGGAAGAAAAAUGGCUACGGUCAUGGAAGGAGAAGGAUGAAUACCCGAACAGGCAUGGCCCAAAGGGAAGAUGUUAUAAGGAGGACGGUUUAUGUAUCCGACAUUGAUCAUCAGGUGACUGAAGAGCAGCUCGCAUCACUUUUUCUUGAUUGCGGACAGGUUGUUGACUGUCGUAUAUGUGGUGACACCAAUUCUGUACUUCGAUUCGCCUUUAUUGAGUUUACAGAUGAAGAAGGUGCAAAGAGUGCUCUGAGUCUUGCAGGAACUAUCCUUGGGGGUUAUCCUGUGAGAGUGCUUCCUUCUAAAACUGCGAUUGCACCGGUUAAUCCAACCUUUCUUCCUAGGUCUGAAGAUGAAAGAGAGAUGUGUGCUAGAACUGUGUACUGUACAAAUAUUGAUAAGAAGGUAUUUUGGGUUUACAAUUUCACUUUUUUGAUGGACUUCAAUGAAGAAAAUAUUUACUACUUGUAUGUUUGUAUGAAGCAGAUUACUCAAGCAGAUGUCAAGCUGUUUUUUGAGUCCUUAUGUGGAGAGGUUCAUCGCUUGAGGUUGCUUGGUGACUAUCAUCAUUCGACUCGUAUCGCUUUUGUUGAGUUUGUCAUGGCAGAGAGCGCAAUUAUAGCACUGAACUGCAGUGGUGCAUUCCUGGGAUCACUUCCCAUAAGGGUAAGCCCAUCAAAGACUCCUGUGCGUCCGCGUUUUACUCGUUAAGCAGUGCUCUGAUCAAUCACUGUGGCAUUGCUUUUCAGUUGGUCUUUUGCUUAUAAGCAUAUCUAAAUAUAUACUACAUAUAGUAUUAGAGUACUUUUCUGGCAUUUUUCAUUUAGUUUUCAGUACUAAAUCUCUGCUGAGAAUCUCUAAUUCGCGGGGUACUAGUUAUCAAGCUUAUAGAGUUGGGCUGGUUUAUAGUAGAUUUAUUAAUUUAAGUUGGUGUAUUAUGUUUCUAUAGACACUGCCUGAGUACCAAAACUAGAUGGAUGUUCUUAAUUUACAGUUAUAUUUAUCAGUAACUUUGUUGAAAUUCGA